AUGACUCAAACUAUGGUUUCCUUGACUAGCGCCGUCCUCCAUCGAGAUACCCGCUUCAUCCCCAAGAAAGCCAUCGGCGGAAAAGGAAGCUACAUCUUCCUCGAAGAUGGUCAGAAAGUGCUUGACUCUACCGGUGGUGCUGCCGUUUCUUGCUUGGGUCAUGGCAAUGAGAAAGUCCAAAGGGCCUUGAUUAAACAAAUGAAUGAGUUGUCAUAUUGCCAUUCGGCUUUCUUUGGAACAAAGGCUUCGGAAGAUCUGGCUAGGUUGCUUGUUGACUCAACCGGUGGAAAGCUCUCAAAGCUCUAUGUUGCCAGUUCUGGUUUUUAUUCCCUCUCCUUUCUUAGUGGUUCCGAAGCGGUAGAAGCAGCCCUAAAACUAUCCCGCCAAUACUACCUCGAGCUACCCACACCGCAGCCCCAACGUACACGAUUCAUUUCCCGGCGUCCAUCCUACCACGGAAUUACACUUGGUGCCCUAGGAGCAGGAGGUAACUUCCUCAGACGCGAGCCAUUUGAACCUCUCCUGGCGCAGAAUAUCUCCCACGUCUCUCCAUGCUUCGCCUACCGCGGGAAGAAUGAAGGUGAAUCGGACGAGGACUACGUCACUCGUCUAGCGGCAGAGCUAGAUGCAGAGUUUCAGCGUGUUGGGCCGGAUACUGUGUGCGCGUUUAUUGCAGAGCCGGUCGUUGGUGCGUCCCUCGGCUGUGUUCCUGCACUCCCAGGCUAUUUUAAAGCCAUGAAAUCUGUCUGCGAGCGCUACGACACGCUCCUUAUUCUUGAUGAAGUCAUGAGCGGCAUGGGUCGCUGUGGCACUCUACACGCAUGGGAGCAAGAAGACGUGGUGCCAGAUAUCCAAACAAUCGCCAAGGGUCUUGGUGGUGGCUAUGCUCCCGUCGCGGGAGUAUUGAUUGGAGACCGUAUUGUACAGGCCCUGGACAAGGGGACUGGGGCCUUUCGCCAUGUACAGACGUACCAGGGGCACCCGAUUGCGUGUGCGGCGGCGUUGGCCGUGCAGAGGGUUAUUCAAGAGGAGAAUUUACUUGAGAACGUAAGGGAUAUGGGUGCUUAUCUGGAAAGAGGACUGAAGCAGAGAGUCAGUGGGCAUCCAAAUGUGGGCGAUAUCAGAGGGAAGGGGUUGUUCUGGGGUAUCGAGUUUGUCAAGGACAAAACUACAAAGGAGCCCUUCGACCCAGCAAUGUGUAUCGCAGCGCGGGUCUUAGAAACAGGGCUGUCUCCGGGAUACAACAUCUCGCUAUAUGCUGGAGGAGGAACGGUGGAUGGGGUCCAAGGAGAUCAUGUUCUUCUGGCGCCGCCUUACAAUGUGUCCAAGGAAGAGGUUGACUUUAUCAUUGAUACUACAGUGAGAGUUGUCGAAGAUGUUUUCAGGGGAAUCAAUUAGGAUCAGGAUAUUACUAGCUUUGCCUGAGAUAAUGAGAAUUUUUAAUCCAAACCCGACUAAAU
Molecule: messenger RNA, 1460 nt
Organism: Aspergillus ruber CBS 135680
Lineage: Eukaryota; Fungi; Ascomycota; Eurotiomycetes; Eurotiales; Aspergillaceae
Product: aminotransferase, class III
Exons: 5
Coding region: 1-1398 (465 amino acids)
Cellular component (GO): cytosol
Molecular function (GO): transaminase activity; pyridoxal phosphate binding
Source: RefSeq, a predicted model, not a curated record